Messenger RNA from Zychaea mexicana, 1536 nucleotides. RefSeq lists its product as uncharacterized. The transcript has a single exon. NCBI's taxonomy places the organism in Eukaryota, Fungi, Mucoromycota, Mucoromycetes, Mucorales, Lichtheimiaceae. The record is from RefSeq and is a predicted model, not a curated record. The coding region runs from base 307 to 1242 and encodes 311 amino acids.
GGCAAACAAUUAAGUAUUUCCUUUUCGCUCUUUUCUUCCCUUUUUCCUUUUCCUUUCCCUCUGCUAUCCUUUGUUCUUUUUAUUUUUCAUCAAUCAUCGUCAUUAAAAAUAAACUCAUCUAUCAUUGAUCCCAAAAGGAAGCCACCCGUACGUACAGACCUUAGAAUAGCUGGGAGGGUGCAUGGUGACGAAUCAUACAAGAGAUGCUUAGUGUGUGUAUGUGUAUGUAUAUGCGUAAAGACCAGACAACAGCCCUUUUCUCUUUCUCUCUCUCUACUCUUUCCCCUGGUAUCCUCUUUACAUGACAUGAUGUCUUUAAUCAGCACACAGCUACAACAACUCCUGUUCUUCCAGCUGUUGCCGAGGAUGUCCCUGCUCUUGCUCUUACUUCAGUCUCCAACUACAACACAUGCUGCCCCACUGCUAGCAAAACGCGGCGAAACCGGCCAAGGACAAUCUCAACCCUUCUGGAUCUCGGUUGUGGCCGUCGUUUCCAUAUUGGUUGCCGUCAUCAUGGGUGUCCUCGUGGUCUAUUGCUGCAUCCGAUCCAGAAAACAGCAACGACGGCGGCAACAGAAACAGCAACAGCAACAGCAGCAGCAGCAGCAGCAGCAGCAAACCUGUGGUAGUACGAAAUCAAAGAAUCGACAAGACGACGAAGACGAACUUUUGUCUAAAGACAACAGCCAGCAACCUAUGAUGAUGCAUGCCAGCAGCAGUACUACUUCCCCCGGCAGGACCGGCAAUGAUAAUGGCGGUAACAAUUCCUCUGUUGUUAUUGUUCGUGAAACCUCUGAUGCUGAACUCGAGUCGUCCAAACGAAAUCGGUUGUCGGCCUUGUUCUUUGGUCAGCCACCUUCCCUAAGUUCCCAACUACAACAACCUCGAACACUUACAGCGCCUAACGAAAAGGUCGAGCUAUCUGCACAAGAUGAUCAUCAUCAUCUACAUCGCAUAUACAUCGAGGAAAAAGAACGGUUACAACUGCAGCAACAAGGAGAAGCAGGCGCAGGAGGAAAACAGUCGGCUAGAAAAAAGAUAAAGAAAAAGAACAGCAGUAAUAUCAUGGGAGGCACUUGGACGUCGGCAGCUUUUGCCUCGCUCGGUCGAAAAUCGGUAGCGUCGGUGCAAUGGGUCGGAUUCCGUGGAUCAAUGGACCGUCAACCGCAACAAAACAGUGGUUUGUUUGUCGUAAACAAUGACGAUCAGCAUCAUACCCAACAUCAACAGCACCAGUACUAAAUACCUCUCGAUAAACGCAUCAAUACAAAUCACCUUCAAACAGCAGACACAGACUAAUCAUCCUAUCCUACAUUCUACUUCAUGCACAUGCACACACACACACAACAACCAUACUUACGAUCAUUCCGCACAUCAACCAUAUCCCAAAAGACAGUCGAGUCUAUAGUACAUAAUCUCCUACUUCUUCUUCUUCUUCUUCUUCUUCGUAGUAAUAGUAAUAAAAAUUUGUUCUUUAUUCGUAUACAUUAUCUUCCUUGAUAUCUUCAAAUAUAACCUCCAUGUAAUCAUUUUCCG